Papilio polytes (common Mormon) is the source of this 1677-nucleotide messenger RNA. It is a transcript of the gene DCAF12, whose product is annotated as DDB1- and CUL4-associated factor 12. Gene Ontology annotation, molecular function: protein binding. Gene Ontology annotation, cellular component: Cul4-RING E3 ubiquitin ligase complex. The record is from RefSeq and is a predicted model, not a curated record. NCBI's taxonomy places the organism in Eukaryota, Metazoa, Arthropoda, Insecta, Lepidoptera, Papilionidae.
UUGCUGACAGCCAGCUUUCCGUCAUUGUGAUAUUGUUCAAUAAUUUGGGAUCUAAAGAGAAAAUUUACGCUCAAAACUGUUUAGAUGUUGUUUACUUUUGUAUUAAGUGUUUACAAAAUUUGAAAUAAUUACUGCAGUGGCCCAUUAAGGGUUUGUUUGUGGAGUAAUUUGAUGGUGGAACUGGUACUAUAUGUCUUCCCGUUAUGGAUCCAUUUACAAUCGAACAAAACGAAAGUGACUUGUACUACGUGUUUUAUUUGUGAAUAUUUGUGCUAGUUUAGUGCUGCGUAUGAAAAAUGGCGCAGACGGUGAGACGUGCCAUCGAAGGAAGAUAUCCUUCAUGCUACCUACCAAAUAGAAUUAAAGAAAGAAGAAAUAAAGCUAGAGCCUUGAGAUUACAACAGCAAAGCAAGCCGGAUAAACCGGAGGACUUUGUAUGCUACUCCGAUAGUGACAGUGAAGAGGAGACACCCGCUCAGCAGCACCGCAUACUUUCCACAUCUUAUAACUUUGUUGAUUAUGUACGAUCUAGGGAAAUACAGGCACCUGAGCCCCGUUCAGUGGACCCAUCAUACGCAACCCGGCAUAUGCUGACACAUGAUAUGUUCCGCGUCAGUCUCGGCAAUAUGAACAAAGUGUUCUGCUCACAAUGGCUCUCCGAUAGACAAGUUGUCUUUGGGACUAAGUGCAAUAAGUUAAUGGUAUACGAUGUGCGGUCAAGAUCGUUAGACGCCAUCCCCACGUUGCGGCCGCGCACGCCUUGGCCCGGCGCAGAGCAUCAGACGGGUAUACACGCGCUGCAAAUCAAUCCCUCCAGGCACCGAAGCUACACCAUACGCACGAAGCUACACCCUACGCGCAAAGCUAUACUAUACCCACGAAGCUACACCAUACGCACGAAGCUACACUCGCGACGCUUACGCAAGUUUCGUCAUACUUUGUUUUAUCAUAUAUUCAAUCUACGCUUUGACAUAUUGACAGAAAUUUCUGACUAUGCAGGUCAGAAGAUCCGCGCGCUGACAUUCAACCAACGGUGGCGGGAGAUCGCGGCGCUGACGCUGAACGGCUACAUCCACGUCUUCAACGCGGAGACCUUCCGACAGACGCUGUCCCGCAAGCUACCCUCCUGCCAGGACCUGGUCUGCCUCGCCACGCAGGAGAGCGGUAUGUACGCGAUCGGCUGCAAGUCGUACACGUUGCUGUUAGACUGCCGCACGCUGCAGUCCGUGAAGAAGAUCACCUCGCGGUACAACGGCUGCGGCAUCCGCUCCGCCAGCUUCCGCGGAGACAUGCUCACCAUCGGCACCGGGCUAGGUUUAUUGAUGUUUUACGACGUAAGAGCAGGAAAAUAUCUAGAGAGCAACAUUCACUCUUCAAAGACUGUCACUCUUAAAGCUUCUAGAGGAUAUGUGUUCCCCGACGAAGAGGCUGACGGGUACAAUCAGGUGAAGUACGUGCCGGCUAUCUACACGCAUUGCUACGAUGACAGCGGCACGCGCAUCUUCACCGCCGGCGGACCGCUGCCCGCGCCGCUCAUUGGCAACUACGCCGGCAUCUGGCAGUGACAAUACACCACACUACACUACACCACAUAACAUUACGCUACAUUACACCAUAUUAAACUACACUACACUACACUAAACCACGCCACACUACACUACACAACAUAACACUACA